AUGGCAAACAUGUCAGAUCCUCUUGUAAUAGGAGGGAUUAUCGGAGAUGUUGUCGAGUCUUUCUCUCCAAGUGUGAGAAUGAAUGUGACGUACAACAGCAACAAGCAAGUAUAUAAUGGGCACGAGCUCUUUCCUUCGAUAGUAUCCAUGAAACCUAUGGUUGAGGUUGAUGGAGGUGAUUUGAGAUCAUUUUUCACGCUGAUCCUGACAGACCCAGAUGUUCCUGGUCCCAGCGAUCCAUACCUGAGGGAGCACUUACACUGGAUAGUGACGGACAUCCCAGGAACAACAAAUGCAACAUUUGGAAGGGAGGUGGUGGACUAUGAAAUGCCAAGGCCAAACAUAGGGAUCCACAGGUUUGUGUUCCUCCUAUUCAAGCAGAAACGCAGAGAGACAAUCAAGAUCACUGUCCCACUUCCAAGGGACCUCUUCAACACUCGAAAGUUUGCAGAAGAGAAUGAACUUGGCCUUCCUGUGGCUGCACUCUUCUUCAAUGCCCAAAGGGAGACAGCUGCAAGAUCAAGACGUUGA
Molecule: messenger RNA, 531 nt
Organism: Carya illinoinensis
Lineage: Eukaryota; Viridiplantae; Streptophyta; Magnoliopsida; Fagales; Juglandaceae
Product: CEN-like protein 2
Exons: 4
Coding region: 1-531 (176 amino acids)
Biological process (GO): negative regulation of flower development; vegetative to reproductive phase transition of meristem
Cellular component (GO): cytoplasm; nucleus
Source: RefSeq, a predicted model, not a curated record